AUGAAGACACUCCUGGUCAUAUCACUGCUCCUUUGCCACUUCCUCAGCGAAGCUCUAUCUCCCGAGAAGAAAUGCCUUCAGAAGAUCAACGAAGCACGUGCCGAGUACGCUGGCGUUCAUCGAAUUGCAAAUAUGAACGAGCUGAAAUACAAUAAGAGAUUGGAGAUGGAGAUGGUUGAUGAGAUUCCGAAGCACACCUGUCCCAACCCGUUGGUGACCAGUGACAACAAUGUGGAGGUCUUCUGGAAUAUCGAAGAAAGUGGGGAGACUAUUGUGAAGUUGUUGGCCGCACCGGAGCGUACUGUGAUGGCGUGCAAGAAGAGAUACUGUGAGGAGACUGGGAAAGAGGUUAUCAGUAUCAUUGCUGACUCUUCGUUGGAUAAACCAAUCAAUGGAGAACCUGGUUCCGAGUGCUCCAGAUACAGAACUCCGAGCAACAAUGGGUUGUGCGUUUUGAAGCAUGGAUAUCGUCGGAAGAUUCUCGGAGGACUUGUGGAAGUAUUAACGGACGUGACGGAGGGCUUGGGUGAAAUUGCAAUAGAUGCGGUUAAAAUGGCAGACAAGGUAAAGGAUUUGACUGUAGGAACAGCAGCAGAAGUCGGUGAAAAAUUGGCGGAAGUAGGAAUUCAUGUAGCAAACGAAGCAGGAAAGGCAGGGAAGGACUACUGGGAUAAGCACAAAAAAGAUAUUGUGAGAAGCGUGGGAGAGGCGGUGUUCGUCCCUAUCACCGCCUCUGUAGGAUUUUCGAUCGGAGCAAGUUUAGGAACGGUUACUGUUCCAGUUAUCGGAACGGUUGGAUUCGGUGCUGCAGGCGGUAUAGCUGGUACCAUAAUUGGAAAUCAAAUUGUGGAUAUGGCGGUGGAUGCUGUGAAAAAGUAG
Caenorhabditis remanei is the source of this 879-nucleotide messenger RNA. RefSeq lists its product as uncharacterized. The coding region runs from base 1 to 879 and encodes 292 amino acids. NCBI's taxonomy places the organism in Eukaryota, Metazoa, Nematoda, Chromadorea, Rhabditida, Rhabditidae. The transcript is spliced from 2 exons. The record is from RefSeq and is a predicted model, not a curated record.